AUGGUCACGCAGAGCGGCGUCGCAGAACUAUUCUCAGGAGGCUUCGAACAGACCUCAUCAGUUACUGAAGAAGAAGCCCAGAAGCGAAUCGACUUGCGCGUUACACCCCAGGACAAGAAGUGGAAUGAUGUCCUUCAGGAGUUCCAAAGGCUUCAUGCAGAUGCCGACAUGACGAUAGGUCAAAUUUUAUCGGAAAAGUUUACCACACACGAGGCUCGUCUGUUUAUACCAUCAGAGUCGGAGAUCCUAAAAGUCAUACAAGCGGAAAAUGUCCGCCGAUUCCACGAACGAUUUGAGUCACGAUUUCAAGGCAUCGUGCUUGAUAUUCCCACAAAGUUGACAAUGCUAUACUUUGGGAUCCCUGUUGAGCCAAUGAACUUCCCAUUAGCGGAGAUGACUUUUAAAACGGAUAGUCGAAAGCCAGAGCCGCCCCGAUAUGCCAUUGAUCCACCGUUGCAUUUUCUCACGGCGCAUAAAGAGCGCAAUUGGGGGAAUGAGAUGCUUAUAGGGAGAGAGGACCCAUCGUAUCCCAUACCCGUUGAGCUACCGCAGAGUUGGCUGUCAAGGCUUUCGGAUACCUUUUUGAAAGAACAAGAUUCGCAGAUUGAGCAACCAACUGUGCGACUUCGAGGUGGUGGAGCAAGCGAUAAUAGCGACUGGAGCCAAGAGAUUGAGGACUGGAAUGAAGAUGACAACUUCACUGGCAGUGAAAGCAAUGGAGACGACGGCAACGAAGACAGCGACUAUGAGGACAACACACCAGAGGACCAACUUCACAGGGAAGAAAAGGAAGCCGAAGACGCCACCAUGGAAAACAUUAACAAUGGUGGAAAUUUCAGUUCCAAAGAUCAGCCAGCCGUUACUCCCCAAAGCGAACUCUGGCUGAGACUCUACGGUUUUCAGGGGUAUGUGCCGUUUAUCACAGGAGAUAGGCAGACAUAUGAGACUGCAAUUAGGAGAUUGCUCUCUCUUGGGCCCCAAGAUCACGAACCCUUCUCCCUCGUGCAUUUCGAUGUACAGUCGGCGACGGUCGUCGAUAUUAUCCACGAUUCCCUUCCUUUGCAUCCCGAUAGUAUAACGCUGCAAUACAUCGUGGAAAAGAGACUUGAAGAAGAAGGUUCUCCAGUCGACAAGCACUCAUUCUUUGUUCAUCUGGAACACGAGUCAACCCCCAUUCACUGGGAGCCUAGCCAGGAGCAAUUCAACGCCAGUGUCUCUUGUGUCAGAUGUCCAUUAGACGGAGUGGAGGGCAAAGCAAAAGACCUCGUUGCUUCUUGUUGCUACUUGACUUUCCCCAAAUUUAACGACUCGCAGCCUUCUCUGCAAGACGUGUACGGAUGGGGAGCUGACCAGCUCAAUGCCUACGUCAACACCGCAUUUGAGGUCUUGUUGGGUCGCUCACAGGACUCCUUUCACCACGCAAAUUUUCAACUUGGCAGCUCGAACCUUGAUUUUAUCACAGCUCCUCCAGUCUAUGGUCUUUACACAACUGCCUCGUCUGACAUCCUUCCACUGAUUCCCAACGGUGAUGGGAAGCACUUUCGCCUGAGACGCAGCCUCCUUGGCAGUAACAAAGUCGAGAUUGUGCUGCCUGGUUGUUUCAAGACCGAUAGCCCAAUGUCUGGACAGGGUGGCGAAAUAACCAUGGCCAAUGUAUUGGACUUUAUGCGAAAUAUAAUAUCGUCAGCUUUUGGUGGCCGCACCAAGCACCUCAAAUAUGUGCGCCUGCUCGAUGGGCGUGCAACAUUGGGACCGGAAAUCAGCAGAGAUCAGGAGUACUAUUCAAUUUGCAUGUCUGAUGAGAUACCCCAGAACUCCGAGAUUGACUACUCUUCGGCUCUUUCUAAGAUUGCUGCAACCCCAAAUCCCUUUGUUCUCCUGUACCCAGAGUGGGAGGAAGAUGAGAACGUUCUCCACCUGUCGACAUCUGAUGGAGAGGAUGGUGCUGAGCACUCUAUACACAUGCCCUCACUGUCUUCGACGGUUGACGAAUUUAGGGCCCGCGUGUUUGAGCUGAUGCAGCUCGCUGAAUUUGAGCCCAGUCGAAUCGAAGACAUGAAGCGUGGAGACGCAUUCAUAAGUGUUCAGCCCGAGAUGGAAAACGAGUCCGCAGGCAUCAAUAUCGAUAUGCCUUGUUUCUUCAUUGGGCCCAAUACCACAGACGAAGAGUGGUUUGGUAUUCGUGCCAGGAUACCGACUCCAUCGGCGAAGAUUAAGAUUCUUGAUUCGAAAGCAUGGAAUUGGCGGGAUCAAGUUGACAAGUCCAACAUCUGGGGCCCUCGAUAUGGACUCAUGGCUGGCGUUCAGGCCACAAUCAGCGAGCCCGAGAGCGAAGACGCCAGGGAGCGAGAGAAGGAAGAAGCUCCUCAGGAUAGAGCUCAAGAGACAGUUCAGGAGGCAGCCCAAACACCGGUUCUUGACACCUCCGUUGGUGUAGAGGCUCUUAGGGCAAUACUACGAGAGAUAGAGCCGUUUAAAGCGACUCAUGCUCAGUCGGCCAAAACCCAACGCCCAGGCAGAGAUGCACCUGGUGAUAGCAACGUGCGGCAAGGAUCAUGGACCCCUCAACCCAGUAUCUAUGACAACUACGGAUCGCACUCAUGGCCGAACGACUCUGGCAUGGAAAACCCAUCGAAUGCGCCAACUAUCGGAGGCACGCUUAGCAAAACAUCCAGAAUGCCAAGAGUACGGACAAAUUUCAUGACGUUCACGGAACAGGUACGCCUUCAACAAAAGAACUGGGAGAUGCGAAAGAUUUGCUUGAACCGGACAACACUCCUGCAUGAUGGCUCUCGCGUUUCUGAUCAGCAGACUACGAAAACGAACUCUGAAACUUUCCGCAUGGUGCGAAAGUGUGUGUUUUGCAACAAGAUGAUACCCAACCAUUGGAGCACGGAACAGAUUUAUCGCCAUCUGAGGGGAGAGCAUAGGAACGAGCUCAUGAAAGUGCUAGGAGUUACCAAAGUAACAAUACGGCGGGUCGGCGGCAAAGGUGCCAUCUCUAUCCCACUGAAAAGGGGUGAAAGGCGUCAUAACUCUUCGCCAGUGGCGCUGGCAAAUGAUGACAUGAUUAUCGACAAGCCAGAAGCACAGGAGCAUCACCUUGAGAAGGCUUCUGAGUUUUGUGAUUGUUGUGGCAGCGAUGGAAACCAGCGCGAAUUCAACACGUCUCGUCCAGCUCAAGAUGAACGAGACCAAACUCGGAAAAAUUGCACAGGAUCCGGCGCAGAGUCUGGAGAAUUUUGUCUCUAUUGCGACGAGAAAUUCAGCGACAACGCUACUCAAGCAGAUUGGAAUCGGAACAGCGCUCAUAUGGUCGCUUGCUACGAGAAGAAUAAGGGAGACAAAUCCCAGCUUCUACCGCCAGAUAUUGCGGCAUACAAUCAGGAGCAGGAUAAUCUUCGAAAGCAGAUCAAGGAAGCCGUGCCUCGAGCCAUCGAUUCUGAUGAAGCAGAGGAAAUCGCGGACAUUGAAGGUAUCCUUAAUGCCAUCGACUCUGAAGCAGAGCAGGAUCCGAACGAAAUGGAUCUGGAUGAUUUCAAUGAAGAGCCAAGACGACCAGAACCGAAAAAAGGGUACCAUACACUUUUGGAAGCCAUUAAACGUGCAAUGUCUGGCCAAAAGCCAUCUUCGAUUGUUACUCUUGAGCAAGAUGGAUAUCAAGAAGCUCACCGUGACGCAACUUCGAGAGGCAUCGACAACAUUUCAUUUGAUGAACGCAAUGUGCCUUCUCCAAGCAUCACCCAAAGCAGGGCUCCCUCCGAACCAGCAAGCUCAGAUCCACUGGCGGUCGAGAGCGAAAAAGAGCAUGAAGUUAGCCAACCAGCGACCCGAGAGGUGGCCGAAUCCCCUGAACUCGAACCCCCCGAGUCUUCGGAAUCUGAGCAGGACAAGGGGUCUGAUUUCGAGAAUGAGCCAGAUCAUGACAAGUCUGAUGACGAAGAGUCGGAAGAUGACCCUUAUGGAGAUUCCUCAAGCUCGAAACGUCGCAAACGAGGAGGGAAAAGGCGAGGCAAGAAGGGAGACCGCAACUAUACCUUCUCAGACGACGAAGAUGACGACGAGGAUAGCGAGACAGACGAAGAUGGGAAACGCAUCAAACCACCUCGACGCGAUCCAUCACCUAAUUGGCAGAGGAUUCUUGGGCCUGAAGAUCCAGAUUUUGAGCCGACUGACGACUAUUACUGCUCGAAAUGUUUCCGCAAGGCUCCCAAGAAACAUAAACGGGAUAGGUCCCCCCUGGGAAGGACGAAGGAAAUUGAGCUUCAUUACGAUAAAAAUCGCUGCUGCGGGAUCCGUCACGGCAUAGGAUCAACCCAGGGACUUCCCAACCGAAGCGGCUGGAUUCCAUCAGCCGACAUGCCAAAACCUCUCGGCAAUCUUAAAAAACAGUUCCUCAGUCAAUAUCCCGCCUACUCUCGCACCUUGUACCCCCUCAACGCCUCCAACGCAAACGGCUCCUACUACCGCUCCGACCCAAACAACGACGACAACAAAAGCUACUGGGACAUUCCCUGGCCUCCAUUCCAAGGCCCGACGCCUCUACCCAACGGCUGGGAUGCUCCCGACGACCUCAAUAUUCCAGCCACCGGAAAGGCUCGGAAGCAGUUCAAACUGAGGUCAGAGGGAGACUCAACGUACGUCCAAGACAAAAAUGUUCAUUAUUCAGAUGAUGAGGAGAUAGCAUCGGACAAGGGCAUCAACGGAAAGAGGAAGAGGAAGAGCAGACCUUCUUCUGCGGUCAACAGCAGACAUACGACUCCUAAACCUGUCGAGAAACCACAGAAACCUGACGCAAAGGCAGAGAAAGCGGCCACACCUCGAUCCGUGAAGAAGAAAGAAACGGUAUUGCAGAAGGCGCUGAAGGGAAAGGCAGCCAGAGCACGAAAAGCGCCGCAAAAGAAAACGGAAAGAAAGGAGCCGACUAGAAGAUCAGCAAGGAAACGCCUCAAGACCGGGUAG
This is a messenger RNA of Trichoderma aggressivum f. europaeum, 4962 nucleotides long. RefSeq lists its product as uncharacterized. The transcript is spliced from 3 exons. Lineage: Eukaryota; Fungi; Ascomycota; Sordariomycetes; Hypocreales; Hypocreaceae. The record is from RefSeq and is a predicted model, not a curated record. Bases 1 to 4962 code for a protein of 1653 amino acids.